CUUGCUAUGUUUACGGCCAUUUUACCUUUGUGACGCGCGUUAAUGGUUGUGGUUUGUUGACAAGUUUGUUUUAUACUACAAAACAGUUCGGAAUGUCAAACAGGAAACUGUUCAAUUCUCUUUCUCGGGAGAGGAAACGGAAACGGCUGUUGAAGCUUUAUGAGAAAAGUGUAGGGCACUCUGCUGUAGCUGUUGAGAGAGAUGUUUCCAAUGAUCCAAAUCCUGGGAGUCAACUUCAACCAUUAUUGUGUAAUAGUGCCACUGGAUCAUCAUUUAAUAGUGAACCUUCUGAAAGUAACCAGGUUUUUGAGUUGUUGGAUCAAUAUCCUUUAUCAUACGGUUCAGACAGUGAUGACUGCUUUGAUUCCAAGUUUCAAAUGGAAGAGCUCAAAUCUGAAUUAGCUAACUGGUCUGUUCAGUUUAGCAUUACAAAUGUGGCAUUGACAGCUUUGUUGUGUAUUCUUCGAUCACAUGACUGCUUUAAAUCUCUUCCAUCAGAUGCAAGAACUAUUCUAAAGACUCCAAGAUGCAUUCAAGUAAAAAAUGUAAGCCCUGGCCAGUACUGCCACAUUGGUAUUUCAAACCAGUUAAAGAAAAUGUUUGCUAGUGCACAACAUAUUUUCAGUUCUUUACAGCAUAGUGAUUUAAUGAUUGGAAUUGACGGAUUACCUUUAUUUCACAGUAAUAGCGGUGAGCUGUGGCCAAUUUUAGGCUCUGUAUUAAAUAUUCCAUCCUUGUCAUCAACUGUUUUUCCUAUUGGCAUUUAUUUUGGAUUAAAGAAACACAGUAGUUGUUUUGAAUUUCUAAAUGAUUUUGUAGAAGAAAUUGUUGGCCUAAUCAGGAAUGGUUUAAUUUGUAAUGGCAAAAAUGUAGCUGUCAGGAUCAAGGGAAUUUGUUGUGAUGCCCCUGCCAAAGCUUUUAUUUUAGGCAUUAAAGGUCACAACGGAUAUUUCUCGUGCACCAGAUGUAAACAGGAAGGGUCUUUCUUUGAUAAUAGGAUGACUUUUCCUAUAUUUGACAGUCUGCCUCGUACCCAUGAGGGAUUUAUAAACAAAGAAGACACAGAAUUCAAUACUGGUGACACCCCAUUGACCACCAUCCCUAGUCUGCAUAUGGUAUCAUCUUUCCCACUUGACUAUAUGCACUUAGUGUGUUUAGGGGUAAUGAGAACAAUGAUUUAUGUUUGGAUGUUUGGACCUGCCCCUUUAAAACUACCUAGUAGGAUUAUUGAUAGUAUAAGUUCUAAUUUAUUAUCUCUAAAAGCAAGCAUUCCAGUAGAAUUUUGUAGAAAACCCCGAGGUCUUGAUGAAGUGAAAAGAUGGAAAGCUACAGAAUUUAGGCAGUUUUUGCUUUAUACUGGACCACUUGUAUUGUACGAUAUUUUGUUGCCUGAACAGAAAGAAAUUUAUAACAACUUUUUAUCUCUCCAUAUUGCCAUGACCCUACUCCUCAGCAAAAAAUUUUGUUAUCAACACCAGGAAUAUGCCAAAGGUCUUCUUCAUUUUGUACAAACUUUUCAAUCAUUAUAUGGGCAGAAGUAUAUAACACACAAUUUUCAUGGACUGAUUCAUAUUGCUGAUGAUAUAUCAGUAUUUGGCCCUUUAGAUGGAUGCAGUGCCUUUAAAUUUGAAAAUUUUUUAUUUUCUCUGAAGAAAUGUGUUAGAAAAGGAAAUAAACCUUUUCAGCAAGUUGUGAAACAUUUAGCUGAAAUUUCUAACUCCACCAUUAGUCCAGUCAGUGACAAUGAAGUCAAUAAACUUUAUCCAAUUUUCGAAUGUCAACAUUAUUCUGGACCUGUUUUUGAUGGUUGUAAUCCUGAUCAGCAGUACAACACAGCAAAAUUUCAAAAUUUUAAAAUAACUACAUCAACUCCAAACUCAUGCUGUAUGAUGAAUGAUGGAAGUAUUGUUAUUGUUGAAAACUUCAUCUAUUCCAAUUCCUUGUGUACAAUGGUCAUUCUUUGUAAACAGUUUAUGACUGUUUGUGAUUUUUUUGGACUCCCUUUUUGUAAAAGUUCAGAUGUUAAUAUUACUGUUGUACGAAAUAUGUCUGAUGUACAUAUAAGGCCAGUCUCUGACAUUAAGGAGAAACUGGUGCUUUUAACACUAGGCAGUAAAAAUGUAACACUACCUCUGCUGCAUACAUAAGAGUGGACCAAUACGAGUGAUAAACAAUUCAGUUCUACAGGAUUUUCUGAAAAAUUAUCAGGAAACAAACUAAAAACUUUGGAAAACAUCCAGAGUUUUAUUCAUCCACAAAUUUAUCCAGGAAAUGGAGCUGACAAAUGAAAAAUACAAAUUUGCCAUAGUAAAAUUUCCUGAAGAAGAUGAUGCUCUAGGAAUAAUAGCCUUAUGCUGGAUUCAAAAUGAUGGGACCACAUGUUUAUACCCACCUGUGACCACUGAUAGCAAAAGAAAUAAAUUAUUGAGGGAAGAAGCCUUACCAUUACAAUCCUGGAGUUCUCAUAAGAUAUCUUUAACGAAAAAAUAUGCAACAUACAACGAUGCAAGAGAGCAUCUUCGAAAAGCUGAAGAAACAUCAAACCUCGAAAGUGAAGAAGAAAUUGGGGUGAAGAGAAAAAGAAAGGCAAAAGACAUAAUGUUGCCAGGAGAAGAAUCGAGCGAUGAAGAUUACAUGCCGAAGAAAAAAUGUAAGACAAACCGUGUCACAGUUCAUCCGUAUCCAUCUCUUGAUUCUUUUUCAGCUUCAUUCUCAUCCUCACCAUCUACUGGUAUGGAAGUUUGUGAAAUGUGGUCUUCCAUCCCUCCAAAUUCAUUAACUCCUAGGCCUAGUUCAUUCUCCAAUGCCAAAAUUCCUCCAGCACCACUUGCUUCAGCACACUGCCCGAGAAAAGAAAAAUCUGCACCACUGGAUGUUGAGCGGAUCUGGCUCAUUCUUGGCCAGUUACAAGCUGCAGCAGCUAGCCAGUCUGAGGAAAUCUCUCAGCUGAACAGAAAAAUUGACCUGUUAUUGGCUCGAGGAUGUGUCAACAGUACUUAUCAGGAGGCGGAUGAAAGUAAUGAGCAGGCACUAAACAGUCUCCCUUUAUCAUCAAUGGAAAAAUUUGAUGAAUUUGAGGAAAAAUUGAAACAAUAGGAAUUCAAAAGUCUUGUGGUGAAGUUACUUGCAACCCUUGGUGGUAAAGAUGCAAAAUUGUUAAUGUUCAAUUGUAUGAAACGAUGCCUCACGUCAGAGAUAGGAAUGAAGUUUUCGUAUACAGGAAGGCCUCCAAAAGACAAGACGAAAGAAAGGAAAAGAGCUUUCUGUUCAACCUUGCUUUGUGCAGCAAUUCAAAGUUCAGUCAGAAAAAUAUUUCCUUUGACAACUGAAGAACAGUUCAAAACCAACAUAGGACACUGGCUUCAACAGUCAAAAAACAGAAGUCAAACCCCACGGACCAUUAUACCGGCAGAAGCCAGUGAUUUUUGAUCCUGCUCUGGUCUGUGUGCUGGGGCCGGAGGGGCUUCCGAAUAAUUAAAUUUUAAACAGUUUGAAAAUAAAAUUUUUUAAAGAUA
Molecule: messenger RNA, 3515 nt
Organism: Schistocerca nitens (vagrant locust)
Lineage: Eukaryota; Metazoa; Arthropoda; Insecta; Orthoptera; Acrididae
Exons: 8
Coding region: 93-2147 (684 amino acids)
Source: RefSeq, a predicted model, not a curated record